This is a messenger RNA of Eptesicus fuscus (big brown bat), 6556 nucleotides long. RefSeq names its product ankyrin repeat domain 28 (gene ANKRD28). Bases 420 to 3572 code for a protein of 1050 amino acids. Lineage: Eukaryota; Metazoa; Chordata; Mammalia; Chiroptera; Vespertilionidae. The record is from RefSeq and is a predicted model, not a curated record. The transcript is spliced from 29 exons. Gene Ontology annotation, biological process: protein localization to ciliary inversin compartment. Gene Ontology annotation, molecular function: protein binding. Gene Ontology annotation, cellular component: ciliary inversin compartment.
GGAGUUUGGAUGCCGCCGCUGCCGCGGGCUGGAACGGCGCGGCGCGGGGGCUGCCAGGGUAUUUCGGGAAGGGGGCGUGAGGAGGUGGCGGCUGCGGCGGCGGCUGCGUGUGCGGGCAGCCCAGGGAAAGAGAAAGAAAGGCAGGAAGAGGGCGGGGAGUCCUCCGAGGAGGAGGCGGGACCGGCCGGGAUCCUCACCUCUCGGUAGCGGCGGCUGGCGGCUCGGGAGGCGGUGCCGCCCCCUCCCGCGGACCCCGGAGCGCAGCCGGCCGCCGACCCGCCGGCCCCGGGCAGCGGCCGAGGCUACUGGGGCGGCGGCGGCGGCGGCGGCGACCGCCAUGGCGUUCCUGAAACUCCGUGACCAGGCCUGAGAGUGGAAUUGAAACAAUACAACUACUGCUUCCACCAGAGGAAAAUAGUAUGGGGAUUCCUAUUAUGCCAUCACUGGUGCAAGCUAUAUUUAAUGGAGAUCCUGAUGAAGUUCGAGCACUAAUAUUUAAGAAAGAAGAUGUUAACUUUCAGGACAGUGAAAAAAGAACUCCACUGCAUGCUGCUGCCUAUCUUGGAGAUGCAGAGAUCAUUGAACUGCUUAUUUUAUCUGGAGCUAGAGUUAAUGCCAAAGACAGCAAAUGGUUGACACCUUUACACAGAGCAGUUGCAUCUUGUAGUGAGGAAGCAGUUCAGGUACUUUUGAAGCAUUCUGCAGAUGUUAAUGCUCGAGACAAAAAUUGGCAAACCCCUUUACACAUAGCUGCUGCUAAUAAAGCCGUAAAGUGUGCUGAAGCUUUGGUACCUCUUCUGAGUAAUGUGAACGUGUCUGAUCGAGCAGGGAGAACUGCAUUACAUCAUGCAGCUUUCAGUGGACAUGGUGAGAUGGUCAAACUACUCCUGUCUAGAGGUGCCAAUAUUAAUGCUUUUGACAAAAAAGAUAGACGAGCUAUCCAUUGGGCAGCUUAUAUGGGUCACAUUGAAGUAGUGAAAUUACUUGUGGCACACGGAGCUGAAGUGACGUGCAAGGAUAAGAAGUCUUACACACCUCUUCAUGCUGCAGCCUCUAGUGGAAUGAUCAGCGUAGUCAAGUACCUUUUAGACCUUGGAGUUGAUAUGAAUGAACCAAAUGCCUAUGGGAAUACACCUCUUCAUGUAGCCUGCUAUAAUGGACAAGAUGUUGUAGUGAAUGAACUUAUAGAUAGUGGUGCUAAUGUAAAUCAGAAGAAUGAGAAAGGAUUUACUCCUUUGCACUUUGCUGCUGCCUCAACACAUGGAGCGCUGUGCUUAGAGCUCCUGGUGGGCAAUGGGGCCGACGUCAAUAUGAAGAGCAAAGACGGGAAAACCCCACUGCACAUGACUGCCCUCCACGGUAGAUUCUCCAGAUCACAAACCAUUAUCCAGAGUGGAGCUGUAAUUGACUGUGAGGAUAAAAAUGGAAACACCCCUUUGCACAUAGCAGCAAGAUAUGGCCAUGAGCUGCUAAUCAACACUCUUAUUACAAGUGGUGCUGACACUGCAAAGCGUGGCAUACAUGGAAUGUUCCCCCUCCAUUUGGCAGCCUUGAGUGGUUUUUCAGAUUGCUGCAGGAAGCUCCUUUCUUCUGGAUUUGACAUAGAUACCCCAGACGAUUUCGGUAGGACCUGUCUCCAUGCAGCUGCAGCUGGAGGGAAUUUGGAGUGCCUAAACCUUCUGCUGAAUACUGGUGCAGACUUCAACAAAAAGGACAAAUUUGGGAGAUCUCCACUGCACUAUGCUGCUGCCAACUGCAAUUACCAGUGCCUGUUUGCUCUUGUGGGAUCAGGAGCCAGUGUGAACGACCUUGAUGAAAGAGGAUGCACACCCCUGCACUAUGCAGCUACAUCAGACACAGAUGGCAAGUGCCUAGAAUACUUACUAAGAAAUGAUGCAAAUCCAGGGAUCCGGGAUAAGCAAGGAUACAAUGCAGUUCAUUAUUCAGCUGCUUAUGGUCACCGUCUAUGUCUUCAGCUGAUUGCAAGUGAAACUCCUUUAGAUGUUUUAAUGGAAACCUCCGGAACAGACAUGCUGAGUGAUUCAGACAAUAGAGCAACAAUAAGCCCUUUACACUUGGCUGCCUAUCAUGGUCACCAUCAAGCACUGGAAGUAUUGGUACAGUCUUUGUUAGAUCUUGAUGUGCGAAAUAGUAGUGGAAGAACACCCUUAGAUCUUGCAGCAUUUAAGGGCCAUGUUGAAUGUGUGGAUGUACUCAUUAAUCAGGGAGCCUCAAUCUUAGUAAAAGAUUACAUUUUGAAGAGAACGCCUAUACAUGCAGCAGCAACAAAUGGUCAUUCAGAAUGCUUACGACUACUAAUAGGAAAUGCAGAACCACAGAAUGCUGUAGACAUUCAAGAUGGAAAUGGACAGACUCCUCUGAUGCUGUCUGUCCUCAACGGGCACACAGACUGUGUUUACUCAUUGCUAAACAAAGGAGCAAACGUAGAUGCCAAAGAUAAGUGGGGGAGGACAGCAUUGCAUAGAGGGGCAGUUACAGGCCAUGAAGAAUGUGUAGAUGCAUUGCUUCAACAUGGUGCUAAGUGCUUAUUUCGGGAUAGUAGAGGGCGGACACCUAUCCACUUGUCAGCUGCCUGUGGACACAUUGGUGUUCUGGGAGCCCUUUUGCACUCAGCAGCAUCUGUGGAUGCAAAUCCAGCCAUAGCCGACAAUCAUGGAUAUACAGCACUUCACUGGGCUUGCUAUAACGGUCACGAGACAUGUGUAGAACUUCUUUUAGAACAGGAUGUUUUCCAGAAGAUAGAAGGAAACGCUUUCAGUCCAUUGCAUUGUGCUGUGAUAAAUGACAAUGAAGGUGCUGCUGAAAUGCUAAUUGAUACAUUGGGUGCCAGCAUUGUGAAUGCCACAGAUUCAAAAGGAAGAACUCCUCUCCAUGCAGCUGCCUUUACAGACCAUGUGGAGUGUUUACAGCUGUUGCUCAGCCAUAAUGCUCAAGUCAAUUCUGUGGACUCUUCUGGGAAAACACCUCUCAUGAUGGCUGCAGAAAACGGACAAACAAACACAGUUGAGAUGCUGGUUAGCAGUGCUAGUGCAGAUCUGACUUUACAAGACAACAGUAAAAACACCGCCCUCCAUUUGGCUUGCAGCAAGGGUCAUGAAACUAGUGCCUUGUUAAUACUGGAAAAGAUAACAGAUAGAAACCUCAUCAAUGCAACCAAUGCAGCCUUGCAAACACCUCUGCAUGUUGCUGCCCGAAAUGGGCUAACAAUGGUGGUUCAGGAACUUUUGGGCAAAGGAGCAAGUGUGCUUGCAGUAGAUGAAAACGGCUAUACCCCAGCUUUGGCCUGUGCUCCCAAUAAGGAUGUGGCUGAUUGCCUAGCUCUCAUUUUGGCCACCAUGAUGCCUGUCUCAUCAAGUAGCCCUUUAUCAUCCCUGACAUUCAAUGCCAUUAAUCGUUAUACCAACACCUCAAAAACAGUCAGCUUUGAAGCCUUGCCCAUCAUGAGGAAUGAACCUAGCUCCUAUUGCAGUUUCAACAACAUUAGCGGGGAGCCGGAGUACUUAUACGCCGAUGUGGACGAGCUCAAUGACUCCGAUUCAGAGACCUACUGAGAGGCUGAGCCAGUGUCUAAGGAGAGAGUUCUGACACUAACACUUCAAACUGUGCUUUUUCAGGAAAAGGGCACUUUCUUAUUCACAUACAAACUCAACCUAAGAGGAAAGAUCGCAGAGUGAGUGAAUAUAAGAAAUGUGACGACAUUAGAAGAAGACUUUUAAAGGCAAGUUUUGCAAAAGGAACCUCUAGAGUCUUGAAAUAGACUUGACCAGAGGAAAAUACUUUGGUGUCAGAUUGCUUUGUGGAAUUGUUUAAUUUGGUUUUGCAGUGCCAGGAAUAAUUUGGGACACUGUGCACCCUAAUCUGCUUACACAAGCAACACUAUUAUAAAAGAAGAGAUAAGGACACUAGAUUUAAAUCUUAUCAAUAGAACUACAAUUAAAUUUAAGGGCAAUAAAAGUUUGGUACAGUAGGCAUUAUGUGCACAGCAAAUUGCCAAAGGACCAAAUAACUUAAAGGCUUUCUAAUAGAAUGCCAUUUGGUGGAAACUGGAGUAGGUGAAAUGAAACAUUAUCUAAACCAAACUUUGGUAGUCUGAAAAUGAAGCUGAGAUUUGGUUUUAAAUGUUGAUUUUUUUUUAUUUAUUUUUUUUUUUAGAGAAAACAUCUGAAAGCCUUUGAACCCUGUAUAAACCAUGAGAGAAAGCAGAUGUAUUUUUACAUUUUUUUCUUUUACAUAAAUUUUUUAAAAUUCCAAGUUUUAUAAUAUUAGAAUUGAAAACCAGCUGACUGGGUGCAGUCAGGGUGAAAAUACUUGUGAUGUAGACAUGAGAUAGAUUGGGCUCAGGCUACUGUUGCCCAGUUUUGAAUGGUUUAGGUUUUAAAUUGAACUAUUUUUGUUUGAAAAUGUAAAGAAUUUCCUAGAAGAAAUUUUUAGAAAAUCCAAAAUUAGGUUAUUUUCACCCUAUUGCAGCUAAGUGGUCCUGGGGAAGUUUUCGACCUCACUACUUUGGAUGGUACACCAUCACUUACUGCUUUUGUGCCUCCAUGUGGAUCGGGCGUGUUUGUUGUCAUUGUUUAGUGAAGAAUCAAAUCACUUGUUAUUGAUACAUUAACAUCAUUAGGUCUCUUAGAAGUCAUUUGCAUAUUGGGCAAGAUUUAAAAUACUAAAAUCCUUAGGUCCUAUUCAGAUUUGGGGGAAAGAAGCAAUUGCCUGCCAAAUUGGAAGAUUGCCUUUCAAAUAACAGAGAGAGAGAGAGAGAGAGAGAGAGAAGGCUGACGUUUAGGCUUUUAAACAGUUUACAUGGUUCUGCAUUUACUAUAACUGUUGCUUUCCCAGUGAGAAUAAGUUCACACAUGUAGGGGGUCUUACAGGUCUGGGUAAAGUUCCAUAAAUUUUCACAAAAUUGAUACCCAAUUUCAUUUAUCUUUUUUGUAUUGUAAAACUGGAAACUUUAUGACACUGUAAAUUAUCAGCUGGUUUUUCUGAAUAGUGUGAAAACACAGAACAGUAUUUUGAUCUAUUUGAUAAUUUUGUGGGGUUUUUGAAGAAUUAAUGAGCAUGUACAUAGAAAUAGUGACUGCUUGAAUACUGUACUUACUUGCACUCUUUCAGUACAUCGAGAUUCCUGUAUAUUUUAGAGUAUAAUAAAACACAGAUGUGAGUUGUAUUUAAUGAAUAAUGUAUUUGUAUCUGUGCAUAUGACCUAAAAAUCUAUAAAAUUUCUAGGGCAUUGACUACUAGAUUUUAAGCAUUUUUCUAAAAUAUUUACAGAAAUUAUAAAUGUAAUCGUCCAUCAUUUCUUUAUAAUAUAAAAAAGUCAUAAAGGACCCUUCCUAAUUAUUACUGGUAGGAUGGUGAAAAUGCAUUUUAAAGACAGCAGACUACAUUUUCUAUUGUACCUUUUGAAAAAAGAAAAAAAACUCAAGAGGAUUCUAAAAGUAUACAUAUGUGUGCUUUCUCUUUCCUUUUAGGAAUUCUCUUCUGAAUUCCCUGAGGGAAUUUUCUAGAAUCUCAGAAUUGAAAGAGACCUGAGGUUCAUCCAGUCUAACCUCUUAACAAAUGCAGGAGUCCCUUCUCCAAGGGUGAUCUUUCCACCUUGAACACUUCCAGUGACUCUACCUCACCUCGCAGUCCAUUCAGUUGUUGAGCAGCUCUAACUGUUAGCAAGGUCUUCCUUAGAUGGAGCUGAAGCCUCCCUCCCGGUCACUUCUGUAACCUGGGCCGGGUCUGUCCUCCAAGAGAACACAGAACGUUGAAAUGCUGAUCCUCGUGCCCUCUGCCAUGUCUUCUCUCUUUCAGGCUGUGUUUGACUCACCUGCGCUGAUUUCCAGAAGGACUCGUUAGACACGCUGUUAGAUUUUCCAUAUCUGGUGAAAUCCAAGGUGUAACUAUAAAGUAACCAACUGUUUUUAAUUUGUCCUCACACAUAUCAGAACUUAGAUCUUGCAUCACUUUGUGUAAAUGAUGCUAUUAGUGAAAAUAUUGGUGAGAUGGUUCUUUGGAUUGUCCACUAGGAAAACUAUUUCAUUGCUUUGUGAUCCCAUUUUGUGAUAGUCUAUACCCCAGCCUGAUCAACCACUUCCUUUGGUCUGCACCUGAUGAAGGGAAGCCCAAAGUGCUGUCCCAAGUAAUAUCUGAACAGCGUAAGUCAUGUUGGAGUUAGUGCUUAGACGACUUGAAUGAAUGAACACAGCACCACAGUAAGUUCCUUUAUAGUUACACCUUGUAUGUUGACAGCAUUCAGGCCCUGCUCUGUAGUGGUUUAUCCUUGCACGGACAGAAAAGCCUGUUUGCUUUUAACUUCUGCAUGAAAGACGACAUCCGAAAUAUCUGAUGUGUAUUUUCAUAAUACCAGCUUCUGCUCUACAACUACUUUGGGGGAAAUGGUGGUAACAGCAGUUGGCCUCCUUUCACAAGACACCCGCCUCAAACAGUGCCAUUUAGUUCAGGAGAUCUCUACAUGUAGCUGUCAAUUUGGGGUUUAAUUUGGCUUAUACUGGAACCUUUUAAAUGAAAUAAAGUUUUUUAAUGCAAUAAA